AUGCUUUCCGCCACAUCAUACAUCUUCUCCAACGACACCGACGCCACAAACUUCCGUCGUGCUGUCAGGGAGACAAUCGCUGGCUCGGGAGCCAGUGCCCAAGAGGUACAAAGAGCAUACUUUGCAUACAUGCGCUCUCAACAACAACGACAACAACAACAACAUCAAGGCUAUGAUACCAAUACUGCAGAACAGCAACAAUUUACUCCACCACCAGCAUACUCUGAAACCACAGACAACGAACCUCUGCCAGCCUACUCUGCCGCACUCAUCAGCGAACCAAACCAACAGUCGCCAACCGCACAGCUAGAUUUCUUGCUCCAUGGCAAUAUCUAUACCCAGCCUUUACCACCUACAUACGAAGAAAGCAUCCACCCACCACCUUCCUACCAUCAACAGAAUGCUUCUACCUCUACACCCCGACCAUCAAACGAGUCACAACUAUCCCAUCAAUCCAUCACCACAAUCUUCGCCAACUGCACCACCCGCACACCGCAAAAACAACUGCACAAUAAAAGCAUUCAAGCUAUCCACCUGACACCACAAGGCGACAUCUCGACUCCAUCCAAGUCAACAAGAUCAAAGUCUGGGGUUAUAAAGAGAGUGUUCCGGUACAAGGGUUUGAUGACUGCAAGGGGGCUUUGGUAA
Molecule: messenger RNA, 648 nt
Organism: Aureobasidium uvarum
Lineage: Eukaryota; Fungi; Ascomycota; Dothideomycetes; Dothideales; Saccotheciaceae
Source: the annotation of a GenBank genome assembly